Messenger RNA from Plasmodium relictum, 3987 nucleotides. RefSeq names its product S-adenosylmethionine decarboxylase/ornithine decarboxylase, putative (gene AdoMetDC/ODC). Gene Ontology annotation, cellular component: cytoplasm. The transcript has a single exon. The coding region runs from base 1 to 3987 and encodes 1328 amino acids. The record is from RefSeq and is a predicted model, not a curated record. Gene Ontology annotation, biological process: spermidine biosynthetic process. Lineage: Eukaryota; Apicomplexa; Aconoidasida; Haemosporida; Plasmodiidae. Gene Ontology annotation, molecular function: ornithine decarboxylase activity; adenosylmethionine decarboxylase activity.
AUGACAGGAAUAUUUGAAGGAAUCGAAAAAAGAGUUGUUAUGAAAUUAAAGAAGAAUUUUUUCUGUAAUGAAAAAAUAAAAUCGUUAUUGGAUAUUUCAGAUGAGUUUUGGUCAGAAAAAUUGAAAUUAAUUGGAUGCACUAUUAUAUCAAAAAUAGAAGAAGAUACUAAUUUAUCUAAUAAUGAAAAAUGUAGAGUAUAUUUAUUAUCUGAAAGUUCCUUAUUUAUUCAUGAUAAUGUAUUAUUUCUUAAAACAUGUGGGAGAACUAAAGUUUUAUUUUUUAUUCCAUUUUUAGUUGAUUUGUUGUUGUAUAUAUUAAAAAAUAAAAGUAUUUUAGAUAAAAAUUGUAAGCAUGAUGAGACAUUUCUAGAAAAUAAUGAUUUAAGUGAAAUAACUGAUUUCAUAAAAAAUAAUUUUGAGUAUACUUUUUUUACACAUAUGAAUUAUCAAAACAUAUCAGAAAAUGGGCAUUAUGAACAAGAAUAUCCUCAUAAAACAAUUGAAGAUGAAAAGAAAUUUUUUCGAUUUUUUUUUAGCUCUAUGAAAUUUGUUAAUACUCCAUUACCUUUAGAUAGAAAUCAUUAUAUUUUUUAUGCACGAGUAAAUAAUACUUUUCCAUAUGCAAGUUAUAAAUUUUGUUCAGAAUUACUUUUAUUUGAUAUUAAAAAACAUGAAGAAAGAAAAAAAUUUCAUAGAAUAUACUUAAAUAAAGAUUCAAUGAAUAUUUUUCAUAAAAAGAAUGAAAAUUUUAAAUUAUAUGAUGAAAAUGAAAAAGCAGAAGAUUACAGUAGUGAUAUUUUUUAUGUAAAAAGCACAGAAGAAGAAGGAUACGAAGAUGAAUACUUUAAUGAUGAAGUAGAUUACUGUGAGAAAAGCAAUAACGUAAUAAAUUUUUCAGAAGAAUCAUCUAUAAAUAUGGAACAAAAUCUUAUUAUUGAUAAGAAAAAAUAUAUCUCGAAUACAUAUUUGAAAGAUCAAGAAAAAAAUGAAAAAUCAUCAGAAGAAAACAAUAGUGAAGAUACCAUUACUAUUAAAAAAGAAGAUUAUUAUAAUUUUAUGCAUGCAUGCGAAGAAGACAUAAACAUAUUUUCAUAUCCAAAUAUAAUUAAAACUAGUUGUAACAAAGAUCAUUUGGGUAUUUCAGUUUGCACUAGUAACACAAUUAGUACGGAUGAUGAAAUUAAAACAAAAAAGGAAAUAAGGAAUGAUAAAGAAAGGAAAGGUACUUUUUUAAAUGGAAAAUGUGUUCAUAAUACUAAUAACAAGGAAGUAGAAACAUAUUGUAGUGUAAGGGAACAUUUUGAUUUACAAAGUUCAUUUACAAGUAUGAAAAAUGAUUGUGCACUUAAUUAUUUAGAGAGGGGAAAUACAAAAUUAUAUAAUUAUAACGAUGAAGAUUUAUCUAAUAUUUCAAUUAAAAAUGUUGAUACAGAUUUGUAUGAGUGUAUUAAUAAAAAUAAAGAGAGCUUUUCGUAUAAUGAAUACUAUUUUACUCCUUGUGGUUAUUCAUGCAAUGCUAUACAUAAGAAUAAUUACUUUUGCGUUCAUUACUCUCCUGAAGAUUUAGUAUCGUAUGUUUCUAUUGAAAUUUCAAACAAUUUAGAAUAUGAAAGUUACUUAAAAUUUAUAAAUAAUCAAUUAAAUUUUUAUAAUGGAAAAUAUUUAUAUAUUAUUAAUUAUUUAAAUGAAUGUGAAACAAAUGAAAAUAUUAUAGAAAAUGCAAGCUCCGAAAAUAAAUCAGAGAAAACGGAGAUAUAUUACGACAAUAUACAUGAUUCUUAUUACAUAAAAAACAAGUUAAGUAAAAAUUUUGCAAUUAAUAAUCAACAAUACUAUAAUUUAGUUUUAUUUAAAGAACAGUUUAUUGAUUUUCUUAAAAUUCAAUAUUUCGUUUAUGAACUGAAAAACAUAAAUGACGUUAAAAUAUUCCCACUCCUUAGUGAAAUCAAAAAUAUAGAAAAAAAUUAUAAUAGUGAUAUAUUAGGAAAAAAAAAAUUUUUGAAUGAUAUUUAUGAAUAUUCAUAUAAUUUUUGUAAAAAAAAUAAAAUAACGAUUGUUGAUAUGAACUCACUUGAAAAUGAUCAGAUGAAUAAAUUUAAAAUUUUUAAAAAAGAUUUCUUGAAUUUUUCAUAUGUUGAAAGAAAAAAGGAUGAAAGUGUUACUAAUAAAAAUUAUGAGAAAAUAAAUAAAAACGGGGAUCUAAAUAAUUGUAAUAUUAAUGAGAAAAAUUAUGUAGAAAUAAAGUAUGCAUGCAAAAAUGGGAUAAAUAAAAGUAAUGAAAGUAAUGCAAAUAUUGAUAAUUAUAGUAAUGAGACUUAUAAUAUUAGUAAUAACAACAGCAUCAAUAAGAAAGAUAGCAAUUUGAAUAUAGAAUAUGAAAGAAAUAAUGUCAAUAAUGAAGUAUGUGAAGCAAUAAAUGAAUGUAAGGAAAAGAAAUAUAAAGAAGGCAUGAUUAGAUUUUUUGAGAAAAAUAUUACUGAGAUGUAUACUUUUGAUAAAAUAUUAAAUGAAAAUAUUGAUACAUCUGUACUAUUAAUUAAUCUAGAAAAAAUUCUUGUUCAGUAUAUAAGAUUUAAAAAAAAUUUACCAAAUGUAACACCCUUUUAUUCAGUAAAAUGUAAUGAUGAUGAAAUUGUAUUAAAAUUCUUAUACGGAUUAAAUUGCAAUUUUGAUUGUGCAUCAGUAGGAGAAAUUAAAAAAAUAAUAACCAUUUUGCCACAAAUAUCAAGAGAAAGAAUUAUAUAUGCUAAUACUAUUAAAAGUAUAAACUCUUUAAUAUAUGCACAAAAAGAGAAUAUUAAUCUUUGUACUUUUGAUAAUAUAGAAGAAUUAAAAAAGAUUUAUAAAUAUCAUCCUAAUUGCUCAUUACUUUUACGUAUCAAUGUUGAUUUCAAAAAUUAUAAAUCUUAUAUGUCUUCUAAAUAUGGAGCUAAUAAAUAUGAAUGGGAAGAAUUACUAGAGUUUGGUAAAAAUCAUAAACUAAAUAUUAUAGGAGUAUCUUUUCAUGUUGGUAGUAAUACUAAAAAUUUAUUUGAUUAUUGUCAAGCAAUAAAAUUAUCUAAGGAAGUAUGGGAUUUAAGCAAAAAAUUUGGAUACAAUUUUGAAAUUUUAAAUUUAGGUGGUGGGUAUCCCGAGGAAUUAGAAUAUGACAAUGUAAAAAAUGAUGAGAAGGUAAAUUAUUGCACCUUAAAUGAAGAAGAAUUAAAAAAAGAUAUAAUAAACUUUUUAAAUGAGAAAAAUGUUUUAAAAAAAAAGUACUUUUCAUAUAAUUUUGAAAAAAUUGCAUUAGCUAUAAAUAUUUCUAUUGAACACUAUUUUAAGGAAAUUAAAGACAAAAUAAAAAUUAUAUGUGAGCCAGGAAGAUAUAUGGCUGCUUCUUCAACUCUAUUAGCUGUGAAAAUAAUUGGCAAAAGACACCCAACUUUUAAAGGAGUUCUCUUGAAGGAUAUAAAGGAACCUUUUAGUUUAUCAAAUAAUAUUAAUAUAAAUGAUGUACAUGGUAAUAUAGAUGAAAAAAAAAAAGAUAAAGUAAUAGAAAAUAAAAUGCAUGAAAAUAUUAUAAAUACUUUAAAUAAUAACAAUUCUAAACUAGGUAAUAUUACAAAUAUAAAGAAAAAAGUAGUUAAUAUUAAUGAUAAUAGAUAUAAUUAUUACUCUUAUUAUGUAAGCGAUAGUAUAUAUGGUUGCUUUAGUAGUAUAAUAUUUGACGAAUAUAAUAGAACACCAAUGUAUAUAAUAAAAAAUGAAAGAAGUUCUAAUGAUAUAUUUAAUUCUCCUUUUUAUUUAGCAAACAUAUUUGGUCAAUCUUGUGAUGGUUUAGAUAUGAUAAAUUCUAUUACUUAUUUGCCUGAGUGUGAUAUAAAUGAUUGGCUUAUUUAUGAAUAUACUGGUGCUUAUACUUUUGUUGGUUCUUCAAAUUUUAAUGGAUUUCCAAAAAGUAAAAAAAUUUAUAUAUAUUCCCAAAAAAACCACUUUAAUUUUUAUUAA